AUGCAUCCUCACCUUCACACCCAGAACGCCUUGGCGUGCGAGGAAGUCAUCGCCGCCCUCGAAGAGUGCCACGCCAAAGGCUUCAUGCACAAGGCCGUGGGCAGCUGCAACGACGCCAAGGACAAGGUCAGCGCCUGCCUGAGGGCCGAGAGGACAAAGGUCCAGGCCGAGAACCGAGCCGCCGCCCGCGCGAAGCGAGACAAGAUCAAGGAGCAGCAGCGAGAGCUGGGCCUGUAG
Messenger RNA from Fusarium keratoplasticum, 237 nucleotides. Its product is annotated as COX assembly mitochondrial protein. Bases 1 to 237 code for a protein of 78 amino acids. The record is from RefSeq and is a predicted model, not a curated record. The transcript is spliced from 2 exons. NCBI's taxonomy places the organism in Eukaryota, Fungi, Ascomycota, Sordariomycetes, Hypocreales, Nectriaceae.